UCGGGAUCUAUCUUCAAGAUCACUUCAAACUAUGUGACACUGGCCCUGUUCUCUGGAGGGAUUCUAGUGCACCUGUUUUCUUUAAUGAAUAGCCGCAAACUGUAUGGCGUGCUCAACAGAGUCGUCAGGUUGGAAGCCUUCGUGGUAGCAGAGGUGCGGUUUCCACAAAAACGUGUUUUCUGGUUCAGCAUGCUCGAGCUGUUUUUGGCCAUAAUCCUCCCAGUCAUCUUGAACAUAAUUGUGGCGUUGAACCCGAGGCUCUUCGAAGACCUGCCUGCAUCAAACCUUACUCUCACAGACUGCUACUACUUCAGUGUAAUGUUCAUUAUGCAGCUGCAGUUCAUAAAUCUGGUGCUUAAGCUAUACGAGAGCUACUCCUCCAUUAAUUUCGUGCUAGAAAUGCUCAGGAGGAGAGGGGGACAACCCUACAUACCAAUUUUAGAUACGGAGCAAAUGCAAGCUGCUCGUGGGAAGCAUCCUCUUCACGACCCUGCGGGCACUGUCCGCCAGCUACGCAAACUUCACUGCACUCUUUGCGACCUGCUGGAGACACUCAACUCUACCUACUCAAUCCAAAUACUCGUAUGUGCCACCCAGCAUUUUAUCGGUAUAACAUUUAAUAUUUACUCAAUCGUAGUGCACACCAUCGGUGACCAGGAGAACGUGGCAGCGAACCUUGCUUGGAAUGUGACUACAUCGUUCUGGCUCGUCUGUGAUUCGCUCAUCAUCCUUGGGGUUGCUUCGUCAUGCUGUAUCACAGCACAACAGGCAAAUUCAACGAGCAGCAUCGUGCAUAAGCUACUAAAUGAAGAAUGUGAAGUCAGGACAAAAGAAGAGUUACAGCUAUUCUCAAUGCAGCUACUCCACAGAAGAAUUCAGUUCACCGCCUGCGGUUUCUUCGACCUAGACUACACGUUCAUCCACUCGAUUGUGGGAGCUGUUACAACUUAUCUUGUGAUUCUCAUAGAGUUCCAAUUAACUUAUGGCAAGAUGGAUACGAAAAACAUGGCAACAUCAGCACCCAAAAGACGCAAUUGAAACAGCAACCAUCUGCGACCGCAAAGGAACACCACGACAAAUGUGAUUCAGUGCUACAGAAUCUAGUGUCUUAAGUCAUCUAAAAUAUAUUGAACACAUUAAAUAACAUAUAAUAAUUUA
Bacillus rossius redtenbacheri is the source of this 1158-nucleotide messenger RNA. RefSeq names its product putative gustatory receptor 28b. Gene Ontology annotation, biological process: male courtship behavior; chemosensory behavior; sensory perception of taste. Bases 85 to 1038 code for a protein of 317 amino acids. The transcript is spliced from 4 exons. Gene Ontology annotation, cellular component: neuronal cell body; membrane; axon. The record is from RefSeq and is a predicted model, not a curated record. NCBI's taxonomy places the organism in Eukaryota, Metazoa, Arthropoda, Insecta, Phasmatodea, Bacillidae.